Molecule: messenger RNA, 1590 nt
Organism: Sporisorium graminicola
Lineage: Eukaryota; Fungi; Basidiomycota; Ustilaginomycetes; Ustilaginales; Ustilaginaceae
Exons: 1
Coding region: 1-1590 (529 amino acids)
Source: RefSeq, a predicted model, not a curated record
AUGAGCCAUCGCGACUGCUUGCCUUCCAGCGUGGCAUUCGACGUGUAUGCAGAGGGAGCGACCGAAAUGCUUUCGUCCCGCGCUAAACUCCUCGAGAUUCUCGACAGCCUCGGCGACGCCUUGCCACCCAAGCUCAAGCACAUUCGUCGCGAAGAAGCCAACUUGGAGCAACCCAAAGCAAAGCCCUGCGAUCUCGACUCCAAUGUCAAAGACGAGUCGUGGAAGGACAUCGAAGUCGAAGCGGGCCCUAGCCUCGUCAGCGAGCACAAACCACAGUCGACCGACACCACCGAGUUUGAGACUGAGUGGGCCAAAUUGCCUCUCGCCAUCACCUCGAUGCCCAGCUUCGGUAACGUUCGGCAGCUCGUCAUGCGCAACUCCACCGGCAAGACGUCGUUCCAGCUCUCAUUGCCCGUUCUGUAUAAUGGCAUUGAUCACUGCUUUCUAUCGCGACCUGCUUUCCACCAGGUGCUGCUCGACCUCGACGCAGACUGCCAGGACGUGUUUCCCGAGCCUGCGGAAGACGUCGGCCUUUUGCCAUCUCACCCCGAUCCUCUGGCGCUCACCGAGGCCUUGUGGGAGAGCCAUUUUGGUGUGCCGCGCCACUUCAAGUGGUAUUCCGCUUUGGCCGAGCUCGACGAUGGCGUGAUGGGCUGCUCCUCGCUGCACUUUAGCCCUCCCAACCCCACUCGUUUCGGUCUAUCCCGCAUCUCGGCCGACUCGCCUAUCGACGUUGUCCACUGCGCUGUGGCCUGUACCAAGCGCCCUCUCUGCUUUGUGGGUCCGACGUGCGGAAUUCUCUACGCGGUCGUGCAGGGCACACUGCUUCUUAUCUCAUGGCCCAGCACCAAGCACAAUUUUGACGCGUGGCACAAGAUGAGCCGUAGCGUCGAUACGAACCAAUACGACCACCUGGACGAGCUGCAGGAUCCUCACAUCAACGUGCUUCGUACCGGCGACGCCGUCUACCUCGCUGUCGGCACGACCAACGUUAUGGUGGCACUCUCGCACGUCGCGCUGACCAGCCGUCAGAUCCUCAAUCCCACCGCCAAGGAGCUCAGCACUAUUGUCCGCUGCAGCAAUCGUCUGAUGGACUCGUACAUCGAACAGCAGAGCAAGGGUUACUCGCCUUUUGACGAGAUGGAGGUCGAGCGUAUGGGCGUCAAUGUGGCGCUGUGGAUGGCGCUGGCCAAUGGCCUUAGCACGGUCCAGGUGAAAAUGAAGCAAGGCUCAAUCAACAAGAAGCUACCCAAAGUCGCGACCACCAAGGGCCGCCUGAGCGCGCGGACGCUGCAAGACUUUCGGCAGGGUCUCCAAGGGGUGGAGAGAAAGAUCCAGCGGUACCGGGCCUCGGUGAACGAGGCAGCUGCCAACGCUGGACGUGGAAAGCGUGGCAGCGGCGACUGUCCACGCAAUCGACCGUAUGACACGCUGAACGCCCUGGCCAGGUGUGCGUCCUCUGUCGAGCUGGGUGCCGAUGCUACCUCGCUGUUGCUGGACGAGGCUGCAGACAGCCUUCACCACUACUUACGAAGCGGUCUUUCUAUCGCUUCGCAUUCUCUCAAGGGCAAGGAUCGUGCCCCCAGCUAA